AUGGCUGUUGUUGACGCCAGCACAACCCCGCGCGAUUCGCAGCAGACCAUUGGCGCCGGUGAGCUCGGAAUAGGUCUUAAUAACAUUCUUCCGGACACAGACGACGAUGGAGAUGGGUUGUGUCUUAUCUCAAGCGAGACAAGAGCAGUGAGAGUUAAAUGUGAUAUCAACAUUGUGGAGCGGCACAUAUCCCGUCCGGCGCGGAUAAAGGAGACGUGCACUGGAGUCUUCACCCUCAGGCUCACCCCAUCCUUUGAUCCUGGGCACGUGAGCAUCAAGGACCUGGAGACAUUUAAAGCCUGCCUUCGACGGCUAGCUUGCAAUUGCCUUAAUAUCCGUGAGGAGCAAAUUGCCAUUAUCCGCAUUGGGCGGAGAAAGUGCAUGACAAACCUGGGGCAUCUGCGGACAAACCUGUCCACUUACUUUCGAAAGGUUGGUCGGGGUCAGAGUGUUCAGUUCUAUAAGGGUCUAAGCCUGGAUGUGACCAUUGGCCAAGAUGAUCUAGUGCACCAGGAGAUCGGAAUGCCUUCUUCUUACCUCUCCCAUGCUGUCUCCUCCCACAUCAGUGGUUCGCAGAACAUUUUGACACAGCACAGUGCACCACACAUCAAUUCGUAUUUGCAGCUGUCCGGUCUAUCUGCUAGAGUUCACGUUCCAGACGUUCAAUUGAGCUCUGGGGGUGUUAACGACGAGUCUCUUCCCGUAGCCUCUACGUGUGCAAUAACCAAUCUCAUUAACCGGCAGUACCCGAAUAUCCGGGCAUCGUCUCCAUCCCAUCUUGCAGAGUGGGUUCAGCAGAUUGCUCACUAUCCACCAGAGCAGUGGCCGGAGCGCGUGGCACGGGGCAUCCCCAGCACCCUAAUACAUCACUUUUAUUUUCAGCCUAUCCGCCCCGUAGAUUUUAAGUUCAGGUUGCUAUUCAUGGAGCUUCCAGAAGAGGUGUUCGACGAAGCCUACUUGUACCUCCAGAACCUCCGGCAACAAAGCAUUCAAAACAUUCUUUCACGCUGUCCUGCAGAGAUAACAGCCCCUGUGCCAGUUUGCGAGGCAGAGCAUGCAGGCUAA
Giardia duodenalis is the source of this 1065-nucleotide messenger RNA. RefSeq lists its product as uncharacterized. Lineage: Eukaryota; Fornicata; Diplomonadida; Hexamitidae. The record is from RefSeq and is a predicted model, not a curated record. The transcript has a single exon. Bases 1 to 1065 code for a protein of 354 amino acids.